This is a messenger RNA of Megalobrama amblycephala (Wuchang bream), 8376 nucleotides long. It is a transcript of the gene trpm6, whose product is annotated as transient receptor potential cation channel, subfamily M, member 6. Bases 518 to 6175 code for a protein of 1885 amino acids. The record is from RefSeq and is a predicted model, not a curated record. The transcript has 40 exons. Lineage: Eukaryota; Metazoa; Chordata; Actinopteri; Cypriniformes; Xenocyprididae. Gene Ontology annotation, biological process: protein phosphorylation; protein tetramerization; monoatomic cation transmembrane transport. Gene Ontology annotation, molecular function: protein serine/threonine kinase activity; ATP binding; monoatomic cation channel activity. Gene Ontology annotation, cellular component: apical plasma membrane.
UUCCAUCGUUUGCGCUCCUCCUUAAAGCCUGCGCGCAUUUAGUUAGUCAUUCACGAAGACAUUAUUUUCCCUUUUCGCUCCGCUGCUCUUGAAACCAGUGCGAAAUCAUAUAACACUUAAGGCGAGAAAAAAAAUCAUUUCCAUCUCAUGGCAUCUGAAAAAUAUUUCGAAACAGAUACUGGAAGGAAGUCAAGAAUGAAGUUACAUUUGUUAUGUUAUGCAACUGCAAUUGGUCUCUCUUGAACAAGCACAAGCUUCCCAGAAAGAAACAAGUUAAAGUUCCAGUUGCGUGUCCACACUCGACACUUACAGCCCUUGGUAAGCCCACCCACUUCCUAGCUAAUCGCACCUCUUCAAUUAUGCACGUUUAAUGCUGGAAUAAAAAUACGCUGAAGUUAUGGGAAGCAUGACUGGGAAAACAAAACUAUUACACAGAUGUGCAACGCUGAAAGUAUUCAGGACUGCCUGAACGUAUUUAUGACUGACUGACUCUACUGUAAAGGAGAUUUGAGGAGAAAUGUCUAGACACACUUGGAUCCAGGCCACUUUUAACAAGAGAGAAUGUGUCAAAUUUCUGCCAGCCUCACGUGAUCAUCACAGGUGUUAUCCAGUGUGUCAAGUGUGCCAAAGCUUAGUAAGAUGUUGUUGUGGGAGGCUUAUCGCGGAGCAUGUGGGUCCAUACUCUGGCUUGCUGGGACAUGGCCCUGGGCCUGACUCUGCUGAUGAGGAGGAGUGGUCAGUGCUGCGGCACACCAGCAUCAGCCCCACCGAUGCUUUCGGGUCGCUGGACUUCCAGGGCAGCACAAAGCGCACAUGUCGUGCCAAGUAUGUGCGUCUGUCCUGUGACACUCCACCAGAGCUGCUGGUGCAGCUGAUGCUGAGAGAAUGGCACAUGGAGAUGCCCAAGCUGGUGAUUUCCGUGCAUGGAGGGACCGAUAGCUUCCCUCUGUCACCGCGGGUGUGUCAGGCCUUCAGCACUGGGCUCAUCACAGCUACAGAGAGCACUGGAGCAUGGAUACUGACUGAUGGGAUCAAUGCAGGUGUGUCUAAGUAUGUUGGUGACGCUGUAAAAAUAUAUGGGUCACAUGACCACAGGAAGAGGAAUGUUGUAGGGAUCACACCCUGGGGGAUUAUUGAGAAUAACAGUGACCUCAUAGGCCGGGAUGUUCUGAGGCACUACCAGGCUCUGGGUAAUCCUCUGAGUAAACGUGCCAGUCUGAAUGGCAUGCAUUCGCACUUCCUGUUAGUUGAUGAUGGGACUAUGGGUAAAUCAGGUUGUCAAAUAGACCUGAGGAAGAGACUGGAAAGGCAUAUACACUUUCAGAAGAUCCACCCUAGGCUGCCUCAGCAUGUGCCUUUAGUGUGUGUUAUAGUCGAGGGGGGUCCUGCCAUCCUCUCUGUGGUGCUGGAGUAUGUGCACAGAAGUUCUCCUGUGCCUGUGCUGGUGUUUGAGGGAACAGGCAGAGCUGCAGACCUGCUGGCUUUAAUACACAAACAAACAGCUAUAGACAGAAAAUUAGAUUCCGAUAUUAAAGAGGAUGUCCUGCUGAGGAUUCAGGAUAUGUUUGGUGUGGAGAGACCAGAGUCCACCGAACUCUUCAACAUACUUAUGGAAUGCAUGGAACAUAGAGAGCUUAUCACCAUUUUUGACUCAGAAUCUGAGGACCUUCAAGAGGCAGAUGUUGCAAUCCUGUCUACAUCACUGAGAGGUACCAGAGCUUCCCCUGAGGAGCAGCUGAGUAUCACACUGGCCUGGGACAGGGCUGAUAUCGCAAAGGACCACAUUCUGGUGUACGGACAACAGUGGCAGGUGGGAUCUCUGGAGCAGACCAUGUUGGAUGCACUUGUAAUGGAUCGUGUCAGUUUUGUGAAGCUGUUGAUUGAAAACGGCAUGACCAUGAACCACUUCCUGACCAUCUCUCGUCUGGAACAGCUCUACAACAUACAUAAAGGCUCAUCAGAUCAUUUCCUUCGACACAUCAUUGAGGAUGCCAAACAGACUCGUCUGCCUGCUGUUUAUAAGAUAUCUUUAAUUGACAUCGGAAUGGUGAUUGAAUACUUGAUUGGUGGAGCUUAUCGAAGCACAUAUACACGCAAGAGCUUCAGAGUCAUGUAUAGUCGCUUCCAUAGCCCAGCUAAGGAGGGUGGUAAGGAGACAUCCAGCCCCUUCAGCAAGGCCAGGAAAGCAGCUAAAACUCCAGAGGCCUCCUCAUCUCGCUCCCAUUUCCACAGAACCGCUCAGCCGUUCAGACACCAGGAGGGUGCGGUAGCACCUCAGGACCUGAAGUCAGCCCAGAGCCCCGACUUUGUAUGCACUUUUAACGACCUGUUUGUGUGGGCAGUGCUCAAGCAUCGGCAAGAGAUGGCUCUGUUCCUGUGGCAGCAUGGAGAGCAGGCUAUGGCCAGGGCGGUUGUAGCCUGCAAGCUCUACCGCGCUAUGGCAAUGGAAGCCAAGGAGAGCAAUUUGGGUGACAGCAUGGCCGAGGAGCUGAAGAAGAAGUCUCUAGAGUUUGGACAGCUGGCUGUGGAUCUCUUGGAUCAGGCUUUCAGAGAGAAUGAGCGCAUGGCAAUGAAGCUGCUGACUUGGGAGAUGAAGGACUGGAGUAACUUCACCUGUCUGCAAAUGGCAGUCUCCUCAAGACUCAGGCCCUUUGUGGCUCACAACUGCACUCAGAUGCUCCUCACAGACUUGUGGAUGGGACGCCUCAACAUGAGUAAGAACUCCUGGUUCAAGAUUAUUGCCAGUAUUCUGAUGCCUGUGGCCAUUCAGAUGCUAGAGUUUAAGAGUCAGGCAGAGAUGUCCCAUGUUCCUCAGCCCCAGGAAGCCUUGCAGUUUGGGUGGGACCCAGGAAGCCCUGGGGCAUCAGAGCAAGAAGGGGCAGCAAAUGCAAUUCAGGGUGAUGAGGAGAAAGGGAGCAGAUGUCUUUGCCCCUGGACCAGAAAGGUGUAUGACUUCUAUACUGCUCCGGUGGUCAAAUUCUGGUUUCACACAAUGGCAUUCUUGGGUUUCCUCAUGAUGUUCUCUUAUACUGUGUUGGUGAGGCUGGAUGAGAAACCCAACAUUCAGGAGUGCUUGGUCAUAACUUACAUCCUGACCAUGGCAGCGGAGAAAGCUCGAGAGGUGUGGGUUUUGGAGCCAAGGAAGUUGACUAAGAAGUUGAAGGUGUGGUUCAGUGAGUACUGGAAUAUCAAUGACUUCAUGGGCAUCCUCCUCUUCCUGGUCGGGGUCUCCCUCCGGUGGCAUCAAGAAACACGCUUAGCCAGUCACAUUGUCUACUCUUUGGAUUUUAUCUUCUGGUCUGUCAGGCUUCUGGACCUGUUUGCUCUGAAUCAGCAUGCAGGACCCUACCUGACCAUGAUCACCAAAAUGAUGAGCAAUAUGUUCUAUAUCGUAGUCAUUAUGGCGAUUGUGCUGGUCAGUUUCGGAACGUCCAGAAAGUCUAUCCUGUCCCCUGAUGAGGAUCCAUCCUGGAGUCUGCUCAGAGAUGUAGUCUUCCAGCCCUACUGGAUGAUCUUUGGGGAGGUGUAUGCUGGAGAAAUUGAUGCAUGUAGUAAACCUGAAACCUGUGUCCCUGGAGCCUUCCUCACCCCCUUCCUGCAGGCUGUCUACCUUUUUAUUCAGUAUAUCAUCAUGGUCAAUGUACUCAUUGCCUUCUUCAACAAUGUUUACUUUGACAUGAGCUCCAUAUCCCGUAAGCUGUGGAAAUAUAACCGCUAUCGUUACAUCAUGACCUAUCAGGAGAAACCGUGGCUGCCACCCCCUCUCAUCCUUCUCAGUCACAUGACUCUGUGUCUCAGUUCAAUGUGGCAAAAGCACACCAAGGCAUCCAAACGUGGAAGAACUGGUCUGAAAUUACUCCUGGCCCCCAAUGAUCUGAAGAAGUUGCAUGAGUUUGAGGAGAAGUGUGUCGCUGGAUAUUUCAGAGACAAAAAUGAGAGUCAACAAGGCAGCCAAAUCAACCGGAUUCGCUCUGCAGCUGACAAGGCUGAAGAGAUGGCUGGAAUAUUAGCUGAGGUUGCUGAGAAGGUCAAUAUCAUCCAGGACAAUCUGCGCACUUUAGAUGGUCACUUGGGUCAGUUGCAAGACUUGUCUGCAUUAGCAGUAGACACUCUAAACCUCCUCUCAGCCACAGACAAUCACCAGCAAGAAGUGGCCCGUCUUGGUCAGAGCCAACCAAUUACAUGCCGCCAUGAGCAAGUGUCCCAUAGCUGCUGUCUCCGCGUUGGUGGAAGUGUCGCGCCCAGCCAAGCGCUUCCAUCUCCAAAGCAUUACCGGAGUAUGCCACCUUCCCUGCUCCGAGGUUUGGGGCCUGGCCGACAGCGUCCUUCCCUGGAGUUGCCACCAGGGAGUGUCGGACCCUUUGAGGUCAGGAGCAAAUGCAUGUUGGCAAACCCUGAGGAAGAAGAUUACAGUUUUAGGUGGCCCCUGCAGCGUGGCGAUUCAAAAGAAGGUGUAUCAGUGGAAUACCAUCUCUCUUUACCUCACCUAUGCACUGGAUGGAGGGACAAGGGAUCUGGGGAACCAUCACGUGCCAGUUCUCCCACCAUGCCUUUGAUGAGGGACUUCCAGCUUCAACCCAGCCAUGAGGAGUCUAUGGAGGAAGAGGACGAUGAGGAUGACUUGCACGCAAUAUCCAGAGCCUCCAGCCACACAUUCCUGCUUGCGGACUCCCAGAGUGAUGGAGACAGAACAGUUGGGAUCAGAAACCCGGCAUUCUACAGGCUUGAUGAUGGCGAACACUUCACAAGACGUCAAGGACUUUUAGGCAGGAAAUGGGCCUUUGAUCUGGAGCAGAGCCGCUCACUCUCAGCUAGUGUGGAGGCUAUGGCCAUGCCUACUACAGCAGCAUCAGAGCAUGGCAGACAAACACUUCUGAUGCCUCCACAACACAGCCAUGACCAGAGAGGAUUAUCUAAGAUCUUCAGGAGGCAAAAAUCAUUUGGUAAAAAGUCCAUAAAGACUAAAGCAGGAACUCCUGAAACUGUAAAACUAGAUGAAACGCGGGGAUGCAUGCAUGAGUUUGACCCACGCAGAAAAAGGAAGAGGAAAGUAAAAGGCCUGUUUGAACGAAGAUUCAGAACCUCAGUCAGUCUAACCCAGCUGAAUGUUGACCAAGUGGAUUUCACAAAACUGGCCCCAUCAUGGCUGAACACUGUGAGUCCCGGGCAGCCACUUCUAAGCAGCUGGGCCAGGUCUAUCAGUCAAAGGCCCUCGGUAAGCAGUAUGACACAAGAAGUAAGGAGCUCUACAUUUAAACUGACAGAUGAUUUAGGCCAGCAUUACUCAGCAAUGGAGAGGAACAACCUAAUGAGACUGGCUCACUCUAUACCAUUUACCCCUGUGUCGUUAUUGGGUGGCGUUGAGGUCUGUAUUUAUACACUGGAGGAGACAGAAGCAAUGUCUUCUAUUGGAGAUAGGUCCUCUAGCAUCUCCACCUGGCUUCAGCAUGGACGUACAGCUGUUCUUCAACCAUUAGCCCACCAGGAGGUGCUGGAUGGGGGUCUGCGCAGGGCCACCAAGGUGGUGUGUACCUGGGCUGAGGGUGAUGUGUUAAAGCUGGGCUCAGUGUAUGUGGUCAAAGCCUUCAGGCCAGAGGUGGUUCGCAUCUGGCAGAAAGUGUUCCCAAUUAGCACUUCACUUCAUCUCUGUCUGCGGGAAAUCCAACAACAGAGAGCAGCACAAAAACUCAUGCAGCGUUUCAACCAAGUUAAACCCAGCAGUGUUCCCUACAGUCCUAGGUUUCUGGAUGUCUCCUUGCUGCACUGGCGCUCUGACGGCCAGUGGUUGACUGUUGAGAAAAACAUGAGUGGUCAUUUCAGGAAAUACAACAAUAAUACCGGAGAGGAGAUCUCGCCCUCUUCUGGUCUAGAGGAAGCAAUUCUAGCAUUCUCUCACUGGACAUACGAGUACACCAACAAGGAAUUGCUAGUGCUGGAUCUACAAGGCGUGGGAGCGGACCUCACUGACCCCUCACUGAUCAGAGUAGAUGAUAAAAGCUCCUCUGGAGAGAUGGCAUUUGGACCUGCUAAUUUGGGUGAUGAUGCAAUCCAGAGCUUUGUUCUCAAGCACACCUGCAACUCCUGCUGUAAGAAGCUCGGUCUCUCAGAUAUGAAGAGUUUCGGCAGCCAGAGGAAGUUGGUUCCUGCCUUUGAUGAGAUGAGCAGCACAGUUUAACCUCUGUCCUGGAAGUAGACUUUAUCAAUAUCCACAGAGGGUACACAAAGACUGUCCAAGUCACAGCUCAGUUUCCAGGGGAACUCGUUGUCUUCACAUCACAUUCAUUCUCUAAUCUCUAUUUGCAGUUUUUACAAAAAAAAAAAAAAAAAAAAAAAAAAAAAAAAAAAAAAAUAUAUAUAUAUAUAUAUAUAUAUAUAUAUAUAUAUAUAUAUAUAUAUAAAGCUGCUCAAGGUGACAAAACAUUCAUUUGUGUUGUUUAUAGCUAAUGCUUGUUUAUGAUAAACAGUAAUGUGUGGUGCAGCAGUUGAAAAGGGACGUCUGGUUUCAAAGAACUGACAUUUUUCUAUUUCAGCUUUUUUUUUUAUUAGUUUAUGUCAGUACCUAUAUUAAUGUACAUUGUUUAAAAUAUAUUUUUAUGUUUAAAGAGAAACAAAUAAAAAUAUAAUAUGCAAUGCCCUGAAACCCACCACAAUCACGUGAACAAAUGACUGCUCUCUCAAAAUUGCUUUGUCUACUCAAAGCGCUCAAACCAUUGAUACAUUGAUGGUCAUGCAAAACCUAUUUCCAGGGCAUUUUAAAAUAGUUGUUUCCAGGAUAUCAUGGAAAUAAAUAAAACCUUUAAAAAUUUAAUAAUUUUAUAAGGAAUAGUUUUACUCCACUUUGCUCAGUUCUAAAAUAUUACCACACUUAGUUGUUUUCAAAAUAGCCUUUCUGUAUAGUUGAGGUCACAAGUUUACCUUGCAGAAUCUGCAAAAAUGUUAAUAAUUUAUAAAAAUAAGAGAUAUCAUAAAUUGCUUAUUGCUUUUUAUGUAGUACUGCCCUGAACAAGCUUCUUGUUUUUUACAUAAUAUAUAUAGUCAAAAUAAUAGUUGAAUUUACCCAAAUAAACCAUGUAUGUUUUGUGAUAGUUCAAGAGUCCCUUGUUUGUCCUGAGCAGUUAAACUGCUCACUGUUUUUCCAGAAAAACCUGCAGGAUUUGUUCUUCAUCUUACGAGCCCCUCUUUAAAAUCUAGGGGUAAGAAGAGGCAUGUAACAAAAAACAAAACAAAAAAAAAAAAACGUGGAGAAAAUGAGAGAACUGCCGUCUCCAGGUCCCAGGGCAGGUACAAUAAUGCUCAGUAACACAAGAUUCAAAGAUAACAAAAUUUAUUAAACAAAUGGUAGGAAUUAACAAAAAGACUUUAGGAGGGGAGAGGCCAAAAAUAAAAAACAAAAGGAUUCAUAAAGUUAAGGGAUAACUUGCCUACCAAAAGAAAACAAAAUAAAAAUACAAAACACAAUUUCCCUUUUCUGCAUAAACAGGAGAAAAUAUGAUUCUUAAAUAAAAUAAAGGCAUCCACCUCCCUACAUAACUAAAAAGAAAAGACUUAGAAUAUCAAGAGAAUUAAGACAACAAAAUAAGAUAACUGAUGUUCACAAAUAACUCUUAAAUUAACUGAAAAACUCAAUGCUGCUCAGCUUACACUCAAGUCUCAGGAUUGGAAAAAUUAGCUGAAACACAGACAGCUCAGGUAAACCAGUCAACAGAAGCCCACUUAAUUGUUGUAAAGUUUUAAGUAUACACCCAUUAGCUGAAACACAUCACAGCUCUUUACCUGAACACUACAGGCAAAAUAUACACAAAAGAAACCAACAGCACUGGGACCAGAAGAUGGUAGUAUCUCUCAGAGGAAAGCCUCAGUCUCUCUCUUGGACUGGAAGUCUUCAGCUUCAUUUAUACUCUACCUAACGAGCUGCAAUAGGAUUCAGGUGGCACUCAUGAGCCUGUCAAGCAAACAGGAGGAGCAAGAGCAGCAUAGAGAAAAAAGAAAAAAAAAAAAAACACAGGGAGAAAAACAAAAAGAUACACAAGUCGUAAUUCAUAAAAAAAAAAAAAAAUGAGUCCCUACGUCCCUAUGGACGUAACAUUCAGAAAAAAACCCUUCACUGACUCUUUCCAACAGAGACUGUAUGAUAUUGAGAUCCAAGGGACUCGUACACAACUAUUACGAAAGGUGCAAACAUUCAUUGAUGCUCAAGAAGCUUUUGAUCAUCCUGGUAAUUAAGAAUCAAGUUUUAAGAAACAAUAUGUAAAAUUUUGAACUGGGUCUUUUGUGUAAAUUCAGUUAUUAUUUGGUCAUGUGGUCUAUAUAAACAUAUUUUAUGUGAAAUGGCUUGUUUUAGAACAGCAGUACUAAAUAAAAACAACAUUUUUAUGA